UUGGAUUAAUGAUUCUGGCCAAAUUUGGUAUAAAAUCAUGGCAAGUUGAAGCCGAAGUCCAGUCUGGGUAGCUUGAAAACAAGAGUGCCAAGAUGAAACUACUUACCUUUGCCAUUGGCUGCUUACUAAGCGCUGUUGCUGCUGCUGAAUCCAUUGAGGAAUUUGAAUUUGAUUGGGAAAACCUCCGAUCAGUCGAUCUGUUCGUGGAUCCCAUUGGCCCCGCCCCUGAAUCGCAUGGGUUGAAAAUUGUGGGUGGACAAGUCGCAGCACGCGGAGCCUUCCCAUACCAAGCUGCCUUGAUCAUUGACAGCCGCAGUUUCUGUGGGGGAUCCAUCAUCAGUAACCAAUGGGUUCUCACUGCCGCCCAUUGCGUUGACACCGCUUCGGCUGUUCAAAUCAUUCUGGGUGCUCACAACCCGUCAACCACCGUCAACGAACCCACUCAGGUUCGUUUGGUUGCUAGUGGUCGCGUGGUCCAUGCCCAAUGGGCAAGUGCGACCUUGCUUAAUGACAUCGCUCUUCUUCGGGCUGCUUCCAUCCCAGUGGGCCAAGCUGGGAUCUCUUCCAUUAGCCUGGCCCCGGCCAACUCUGGAACAUUUGCAGGCCAAACCGCCAUUGUUUCUGGAUGGGGCAGAACCAGUGACUCGAGCAAUUCGAUUGCCAGCCAAUUGAAGUACGUGCAAGUGCCAGUUAUAACCAACGCUGUCUGUGCCAAUUCCUACGGGAGCACCGUCCAGGCCCAACAUAUCUGCACAUCUGGAAUUGGAGGUGUGGGAUCCUGCAAUGGCGACUCUGGUGGUCCAUUGGUGAUUGGAGGCGUGGAAGUCGGAAUCGUUUCCUUCGGAGCUCGUCUUUGCCAGGCUGGACAUCCCAGCGCUUAUGCCAGAGUUUCCACGUUCCGAACCUGGAUCACCGCCAACAGUGGCAUCUAAAUUCGUCUUUGACAUUUUUUUGUUUCAUUAAAUAGUUGCAGAUU
Molecule: messenger RNA, 976 nt
Organism: Dendroctonus ponderosae (mountain pine beetle)
Lineage: Eukaryota; Metazoa; Arthropoda; Insecta; Coleoptera; Curculionidae
Product: brachyurin-like
Exons: 4
Coding region: 93-932 (279 amino acids)
Biological process (GO): proteolysis
Molecular function (GO): serine-type endopeptidase activity
Source: RefSeq, a predicted model, not a curated record